Notechis scutatus (mainland tiger snake) is the source of this 1116-nucleotide messenger RNA. The record is from RefSeq and is a predicted model, not a curated record. Lineage: Eukaryota; Metazoa; Chordata; Lepidosauria; Squamata; Elapidae.
UUCUCUCUCCCCUUCCCUGAGUUCCUGCCACUUCUCUAGUCUACCUUUGGAAAUCCAUCAGUCAUGCUUUUUUGGCAUAGCCAACCUGAUCAUUACUGGCCAAGUCCGGGAGAAAUGUAUUCUUGUCCUGGCAACAAUCUCAUAAGAGAGCCACUGGCACUGCCCUUCCUAAAGCAGGAAGAACCAAACAUUUCAACAUCAGCUGAGCAGCAUUGCCCAUCUUUACAGUAUAUUCUGUGUGCUGUUACCUCUCCAGCUGUCAAACAACAUGAGGAAACUCUCACCUAUCUCAACCAAGGGCAAUCAUAUGAAAUCCGGAUGCUGUGUAAUCCCAAAAUAGGUGAAUUUGCUGAGGGACGGAAGCUGCUGAAGAGUGUAAUCAGGGUAGUCUUCCAUGACCGAAGACUGCAGUACACGGAACACCAGCAAUUAGAGGGAUGGAGAUGGAACAGGCCAGGUGACCGCAUCCUGGAUAUCGAUAUCCCCAUGUCUGUGGGCAUUCUGGAGCCCCACAUGCCCUCCACUUUGCUCAAUACUGUGGAAUUCCUGUGGGACCCAACUAAGCGCACUUCAGUCUUUGUGCAGGUCCACUGCAUUAGUACUGAGUUCACACUUCGUAAGAAUGGUGGGGAAAAAGGGGUCCCCUUUCGCAUCCAAGUUGACACCUUCAAGCCCAAUGAGAAGGGUGAGCACAUGGAACACUUGCACUCCGCCAGCUGUCUCAUCAAAGUCUUCAAGCCCAAAGGAGCAGACCGGAAACAGAAAACAGAUAGGGAGAAGAUUGAAAAACAGUCCCUCCAGGAGCGGGAGAAGUACCAGCCUUCAUAUGACAGCACAAUAUUGACAGAGUGUGCCCCUUGGCCUGAAGUUUCCAGCAAUAUCAGCAGUCCUCCACCAACGCCUGGUCUUGUCUCUCCACAUCCCUUCAAACUUCAGACCCCUGAAAGGUACACUAUGCCGAGCCAUCUGUAACGGCAUUCCUUCUCUAGUUUGGUCUUGGGAUAUCUGUAAGAUAAACUGUCUUUGUUGCUCUUUUUGGCAGGGUCUGCUCCUCACCCAGUUAUGCCUUGGACAGCUCAUCAGAGAGCACGGCAGAGGUAACGAAUAGUAUAUGUA